CUAGAAGAAGAGCGAAGUAGCUGUGUGCAAGCAAGUAUUGUUGAGUGCACAUGCUGAUUUUGUCCUGGUUGAGGAACGUUCUAUUGUUCAACACUUAAUAUCUUGUUAGUGAUUUAUUCUUGAGGCUUUAAGUGGAUUAUUGGACCUGUUCCUUGUCGUCAUCAUCAUUAUCAUUUCAUUUUCUCUUUUAACCCAUUUAAAGCCUGUAUGCAUACAUGUAUCCUUUUUAAAUGAGCUAUUUGAGACUGGACUAAGUUUGAAAGCCAAAUACUGGUUCUUGAUUUUAUUGUUAUCUUCAAAAUGCCAAUUUUGUGUCCUUUUUUUUUUUUUUUUUAAAGUCUGUAUUUUGUGUUUUUUGCUAAUUAUCAUCACUAAAUGUCUAAAGAACUACAUUUGCUCAUUUAAGUUUAUUUUUAUAAUGAAUAUUGAAUAACCCAAUAUGCCAUACAGAUGGUUAUAGUCUAGCUAUAGUUACACAUGGUAAACAGGGUAAUGGCCCUUUUUUUUUUUUUUUUUUUUUCUAAAUACAACAAUGGAAAUAUUGUAAAACAAUUCAUGAAUUUUGUCUUUUUUGGGGGGGACUGCUCCAUACCACACAGCUAUCAUGAUUCACCCCUGCAGAGAAGCUACUCCCUCAGCGAUUCACCAAAAAAUUCUGUGAUUUUUAUUUCCAUCAAACUACAAGCGAAGGAAGAAAAAAAGAUGGUAUAUAAAGAGGAAAAAAUCCAAGUGUAACAACUGAAGGCUACUGACAUACUAUUGGGGAAAAAUGAAGUCUGUUAAAGAAGAGAGUGUAGAAAUGAGUGAUCCAGAGCCAUGCAGAAUAAAAAAUGAAGAUGCUGAGGAACAAAGAGACUUGACAGAAGUGAAAGAGGAAAGUCAAGAACUGAAUGAUGUGGAGGAGAAACAUCAGUAUCAUAAAUGUGAUAAUAUUAUGACUGGUGAAGAAUAUUUUAGUGGCUUGAAGACUGAAAAUUUCUUACAGAAAAGAACAAUAGCCAAAAAUUCCUUCACCUGCUCUUACUGUGGAAAAAGCUUCACACAAACAGGAAACCUUAAUACUCACUUAAGAAUUCACACUGGAGAAAAGCCUUUCAAAUGCCCUCAGUGUGGAAAAAGUUUUACACAAAAAGAAAGCCUUAAAACUCACUUAAGACUUCACACUGGAGAGAAACCCUUCACAUGCCUUCAAUGUGGAAAAAGUUUCUUAUGUCAAAGAAACCUAAAGAUUCACAUGAGAAUCCACACUGGAGAGAAGCCUUUCACCUGCCAUCAAUGUGGAAAGUGUUUUUCUGUGGGAGCAAACCUUAAGAGUCACCUGCGACUUCACUCCGGAGAGAAGCCUUUCACCUGCCUUCGGUGUGGAAAGAGUUUCACACAGAAAGGACAGCUUGAUGUUCACAUGAAAAUUCACACUGGAGAGAAGCCUUUCAAGUGCCAUCAGUGUGGAAAGAGUUUUGCACAUAAAGGAAAUCUUCAGCGUCACAUGAGAAUUCACACUGGAGAGAAGCCUUUCACCUGUUCUCAAUGUGGAAAGGGUUUCAAACAAGCAGGCAAUCUCACACUUCAUCUGCAAUAUCACUCUGGAUUAAAGCCAUUUAAUUGUGAUCAGUGUGGCAAGACAUUUACGGGGGCAUCACAGCUAAAGUUACACCUGACAUCUCAUGCAAACGAGAAGCCUUACGUGUGUUCUUUUUGUGGAAAAAGUUUUGUUACAUCAGGACACCUGAAAGCACAUGAGAGAGUGCAUACUGGAGAGAAGCCAUACCACUGCACUUCAUGUGAGAAGAGUUUCAGCCAAUCACGUAGUCUACAGACUCAUUUAAAAAAGUGUUGUCCAAAUAGUAAGCAAAUGUAAUUUCAUGGUCAACUACUAUUCAUUUAAAAACUUCAUUCUUCACUAGUCAGUCCAACUUUAGUCAGUUCACUAUAUCUGGUGGAUGUAAUUUGAAAAUUAUAAAACAAAAAACAACAAAGGUUAGGCACAGAAAAGGCCAAAUAAUCAUAUUUAUGCAUAUAGAUGAACUUAACCUUGUAUAACCGGUAUCUUCUAAAUAUGUUGUUGUUAACAUUAGAAUUACAGAAUUACCCUUUUGCAUAUCACACAAAAAAUUGUACAAUUAAAUUGGGGUUUAUUUUUUUCUUUGUAAUGAAGAAAUCACAUAAUUGAUUUUUACAAUUUCAACUAAUGCUGGCAACAGAGGUGUACUAUAAAUGUUUAAUUAGGCUUCUACAAGUACUCUACGUUAAAACGUUAUAGUUCUAUGAAAUUUAAAACUCACAUUGAUUUAAGAAUGCUUUUUUUGUCAAGGACAUUCUCACUCCUAAACCGAUCCAGCUCAGUUAGCUGUUGCGGGUGAAGACUGCUUUAUAAUCCUAGUUGAUAGUCAUUCAAACUUGUAAACACACUUUUCUUAUUCAUGUCUGUUUCCAUGGUGACUCGUUGAUUUGGUGCUCUGCUGAGUUUGCCUUUUUGAGUUUACCGUGAACGCGUAUAAAUUUCUAACGCAGCACUGAGUGAACUAACUCCAAACUAGCAUUCUGGUACCAAUAGUUGUUCUAAAGUCAAAAAGUCAUGCCUGUUUGGAAUGACAUGAGGGUGAUGAUAUGACUUUUCAUUUUGGGUGAACAAUUCCUUCUAAGUUUUAACCUUUGUUAAAAGAAAAUGCAUUCAAAGAGCAGCUUGACUUUUAAAUAUUAAAGGGGUUUUCAAAUUAAAAGAAAAAAAGAACCUAAAAUACAGACAGUAUUUGUGUAAUGGGAAAUGCUGUUCAACUAGCAUUAGUCUCUCUUCCAAUCUGUGAAUCCCUCAAAUUGGAAAGCAAAAGACCAUAACAUAAAUAAAAAGCAACAAAACCAAUCCUGGUCUUUGGCCCUAACAUCAGGUUAUGAAAUUCACAGAUGGAGUGUUUUUUUCAGGACCUGAACCUCGGAAAGCUUGUUUGCAUCCAGCUCCAUGAAGAUCUUUUGAAAUACUAAAAGUGUAUCUUUCUGAUUUUGGAAGCACAGGUGAAGUGAAUAACGUUGAUCAUCCCCUAACAAGGCCACAUGUCAUUGUCUGGGUAGAUUAGAUGGUAAGCGAAGAAUCAGUUCUCGUAUUCAACGUGUUGAAUGCAGGAGAAAUGGGCAGGAGUAAAGACCUGAGCGAUAAGGGCCAAAUUGUUAUGGUCAGAGCAUCUCUGAAACGGCAAGGCUUGUAGGGUGCUCCCAGUCAGCAGUGGCGAGUACCUACCGACAGUGGUCCGAGGAGGGACAAACCACAAACCGGCGACAGGGUGUUGGGCACCCAAGGCUCAAAGAUGCGUGAGGGCAACGAAGGCUAUCCCUUCUGGUCUUAACCAACAGAAGGCCUACUGUGGCACAAGUAACAGAAAAUGUUAAUGAUGGUUAUGGGAGGAAUGUGUCAUAACACACAGUGAAUCGCACCCUGCUGCAUAGCCGCAGAUCGGUCAAAGUGUCUAUGAUGACCCCUGUCCACGGCUAGCGUCGGAACUUGACUUUGAAGCAGUGGAAGAAUGACCAGCAUCGUUUCACAUCACGUGGACAGCCAUGUACGUGUGUGCCGUUUACCUGGGGAAGUGAUGGUACCAGGAUGCACUGUGGGAAGACUAUGGUCAGUUGUGCAGCCCAUCAAUAACUGUUACGAGUGACCAGCAGUAGGAACGCCUAUUAGUGACAUACAGUACUGAAUAAAAUAGCAGUCAGUGUGAACAAGGCUUGAAAUGAAAAGUUUCAUUUAUGUGCAAUCAACAACAUUUAAACAUAGGCCUAAAACUUUAAUCAAUAGAGAAAUACUGUCAGAUUUAAAAUGACCAUGAAUUAAAUGGGGCAUCCUUGAUCCAUAGUUGACAUGAUGCUGGAGAUCUUCUCUACUCCUGCACCUCCUUUCUUUCGUAAGAUCUUAAGCAGCUGGAUGGAGAAAUUGAGAUGAUCAAUACAUUUCGAUACUGAAGGGAUAGUGGUAAUUUGUGUGAAUUACACGGAUACUUAAGAACAUGUUAAAAUGACAGAUCAUAUUGGUCAUUGAGAUUUUUUAUUUUAUUAUAUUUUUUUACGAUUUUAACAAUCCUUUAGAAUCUUUGACUUAAAUUAUAUUUAGUAGCAUUUAUACAGGGAUCUGAAGAUAGAGAACUGAAUAAGUUCAAAUCAUGUUAUAUAAGAAUAUGAAACAUACACAGAACAGUUUUGUUUAGGACUGGAGAUUGUAAUUUCAACCAACCAAGGAAUUAAGCACAGUUCACAUUAUAUCACAAAGACUUGCCUCUCCUCCGUAAAGAGUGCUGGCCAUCUGUUCCUGAAUUCUGAUGAAAGGCAAAUCCUCAACCACCUCAUGUCUCCUGACCUGUAUGCAGAUGAUCCGUCUGUCAGCACCUUGACAACCUGAUCAUUGUUUAUUUUAGUCACUACAGAUAACAGUGCAACUCUGCUCUUCAAGGCUAUCUUUGGUUUCAAGGGUAAUCAGGACAAUAAUUCACCUCUGCUUUUCUGUGUUUC
Messenger RNA from Myxocyprinus asiaticus (Chinese sucker), 4494 nucleotides. RefSeq names its product gastrula zinc finger protein XlCGF8.2DB-like. The coding region runs from base 770 to 1858 and encodes 362 amino acids. The record is from RefSeq and is a predicted model, not a curated record. The transcript is spliced from 3 exons. Lineage: Eukaryota; Metazoa; Chordata; Actinopteri; Cypriniformes; Catostomidae. Gene Ontology annotation, molecular function: DNA-binding transcription activator activity, RNA polymerase II-specific; RNA polymerase II cis-regulatory region sequence-specific DNA binding. Gene Ontology annotation, biological process: regulation of transcription by RNA polymerase II. Gene Ontology annotation, cellular component: nucleus.